This is a messenger RNA of Schizophyllum commune H4-8, 1070 nucleotides long. RefSeq lists its product as uncharacterized. The coding region runs from base 18 to 965 and encodes 315 amino acids. The transcript has 2 exons. NCBI's taxonomy places the organism in Eukaryota, Fungi, Basidiomycota, Agaricomycetes, Agaricales, Schizophyllaceae. The record is from RefSeq and is a predicted model, not a curated record.
GCUUAUCGUCCCCCACCAUGAGCGAGACUACUGAUAAGCGCGCUCCCCCUCAGCCAGCAUACCUCCCCGCCCCAGGAUGCACGCUGGGUUUGCCUGCAGAGCUUUGCGCGCGUAUCGCUGGGACGGCGGAUGGGCCCGCGCACCGCGUCCCCCUCACCUCCCUCACAAUUCCCCCACGCAGCGGCGCGGCGUGGCACGUACCGAAGGGUGCCGUCUUCCGCCUGAGCACGCCCGAGGGGUCGCAGGUGGGCGAUCUCAACCUGUGGAACGCGCAAAACCCGUCGCGCGAGCGCUUCUGGGCGGCGCGGACGCGGCAGCUGCAUGCGACGCAUGUGAGUACGGGCGACCGGCUGUGGAGUUGCUUGCCGUGGAUGCGGCCGAUGUGCGCGAUUGUAAAGGAUACGCUGGGGAGAGAUGGAAGGGGACGGUGGGGAGAUGGGAAGGGGACGAGUGAGUGGGGAGGGAGGUGUCAUGAUUUGUUGGGGACGAGGUGCGAUCCGUAUGUAAACAAGAUGCUAUCUGGACGCACCUACGACUUCCAUUGUCAUUCCAACCUCACACGAGCCGUCCUGCCAUACGGUCUCACCGAAUACGACGUCCACGAUGUUCUGAACGUCUUCCAAGUCACUGGCCUCGACGACCAAGGCCGCUACUUCAUGGAAGCCAGUCCGUCCCAGCAGGAUGACUACGUCGAAUUCUUCGCGGAGCAGGAUCUGUUGUGCGCGCUGAGCACCUGCCCCGGAGGCGACUUGAGUGAGUGGGGCUGGGUAGGGACGAAGGAGGGCGAGGAUGAGGAGGGAGAGGGAGCAGUCAAGAUGAAGGCGACGUGCAAGCCGAUCAAGGUGGAGGUCUGGGCGAUUGCGGAAGAUGUGAAGGGGGAAGUGCUGAAUGGGUGGGGGGCUCAUGAAGCGGGCGGAUAUAAGGGGCUGCAUGGGUUGAAAGUACCGUUAGGCGAGAGCUCCUGAUGAGAACCUCGACUUGUAGGAAUUCGAAUGGAGCAAUGCCCCAUACUCAGCACUGCUGCUGUUGUAGACUAGGGAUCGGAAUAGCAGCGUCAUAAGGCGAGCAAA